Cydia splendana is the source of this 1066-nucleotide messenger RNA. Its product is annotated as procathepsin L-like. Bases 2 to 1000 code for a protein of 332 amino acids. NCBI's taxonomy places the organism in Eukaryota, Metazoa, Arthropoda, Insecta, Lepidoptera, Tortricidae. The record is from RefSeq and is a predicted model, not a curated record. The transcript is spliced from 6 exons. Gene Ontology annotation, molecular function: cysteine-type endopeptidase activity; cysteine-type endopeptidase activator activity involved in apoptotic process. Gene Ontology annotation, biological process: positive regulation of apoptotic signaling pathway; positive regulation of peptidase activity; immune response. Gene Ontology annotation, cellular component: lysosome.
AAUGAAGGGUGCGUUCUUGCUUGUAUUUGUGAUGGCCACGGUGAUGGCGGUCUCUGUAGACGACUUGGAAUCAUUUGGGAAUUUCAAGUUAGAGCAUAAGAAACACUAUAAAUCAGCGGUGGAAGAAAUGCGUCGCUUGCAAAUUUACGUUAAAAAUCAAAUGAAGAUUAUGCAGCACAACAUGCGGUUCGAGCAAGGACAGGUUUCCUACAGUCUCAAGCUGGACCAGUACUCUGACUUGGAUGACGACGAGUUUGAGCGUAAUAUGUACGGUGCUCUCCCCGAUAUCGAUGACAAUUUUACACAACACGAACCAGCUUUCAACGAUCGUACGUCAUCAUUUGCUAAUAUUCCCGAUUACGUGGACUGGCGGGAAAAGGGAGCAGUGACUGAGGUCAAGACGCAGGGACACUGCGGCUCCUGCUGGGCCUUCAGCACCACGGGGGCUCUUGAGGGCCAAGUUUUUAUCAAGACUAAUCGUUUGAUAUCUCUAUCAGAGCAAAACUUGAUCGAUUGUACGAGCAACUACAGAUGUCGUGGGUGCAGGAGCGGAUGGAUGAAUAAUGCUUUCCAGUACAUUAAGGACAAUGGCGGGAUCGAUACUGAGGCCUCAUAUCCAUAUGAAGCGAAGAAUGGCCAGUGCAGAUAUGAUCCCGAGAAUUUAGGCGCAACCAACAAAGGAUACGUAACAAUUCCGAGGGACGAAAACAAGUUGAAAGAGGCGGUAGCAACUGUUGGCCCUAUAUCUGUAGCCAUUAACUGUUUGCCGUCAAUCCACCAUUACGGCGACGGAGUAUACUAUGAAGAGAAUUGCAAUCCUAACAAACACAACCAUGCGGUACUAGUUGUGGGAUACGGCACAGACGAGAACGGAGAUGACUACUGGAUUGUGAAGAACUCCUGGGGCAAGAGAUGGGGUCGUGAUGGCUACAUCAAGAUGGCGCGGAACCAGGACAAUAACUGCGGUAUAGCCAGCAGCGCCUCAUAUCCCCUUGUCUGAUUCCGAGAACAUCAUCGGCUAACGUUGCUAACCCCUGAAUUCCAUUAAAUGGAGGUUAGAAGUUUU